AUGGUAGUUGGCGGAAGGACCCAAUACCUAGCCCGAGUACAAGGAAUGCCCAAACAGGUCAAAGACAGCCUAAGGAAACGGAUAUGGAAAUUCUUCUGGGGAGACAAGAAGAACCCAGUCCGCGAGGAGAUAAUCUUCGCGCAACCAGGAAAGGGCGAACAGGGUGUCCUUGACAUAAGAUCGAGAAAUGAAGCAAUACAAAUCAUGUGGGUAAAAGAAUACCUCAAGCUGACGGACAGACCGCUGUGGGCAUGCUUCGCGGACAGAAUCCUGGCACUAAACAAAAGGAAAUGCAACGGGACCCUGCCAACAGAACUCAAAGGAAACAUGUUCCUGCAAACCUGGAGGCCCAAACUAAACGGACCAACAAACAGAUGCCCCAAAGACCUAAAAACAAUGAUAGCGACGGCACUAAAAUAUGGAACAAGACUCGAGGCCAUCAAGAUAACGAGGGACGCGGCCAGAGAAAUGCCGAUCUGGGCCCACGCGAGAGAGAAUGCAAAGCUAAGAAUGGCGACAACCUCAAACGCAAGCAUCUGCCUACGAACAAAACACAGAAUGAGACUAGUAGGAGAUGCAGAAAAAAUAGCCAACCAUCUAACGCACCCACAACACAGAAGAUCCAAACGAUGUGGAUGCCCAGGGUGCGCAGAAGCCAAGAAUAUCCAAGGGUGCACUCACCCAAAAGAAUGUUUCAAACGGGCAAGGCAGCUACUAGAUAACCUGCCUGCAAAAUGGGACCCAAGGAAAAUAAACGACCGCGUCAACAGAGAAGACGAACCACAACAAGGAUGGAAGACCUUCAACCACAGGUCCGGCGAGGUCGACAAUCUGGAAGACGCCAUGAGAAUAUUUACAAACGGCCAUGUUAGCGACGAACAAGCACCAGAGGGAAACAACCAAGAAGGAGCAGAUGAACUGAGGCGUAUAACCAAAGUGGCGACUGAUGGAUCGUGCCUGCGCGCAACCACCCGAGAAGCAACGGCGGGAGCGGGAAUCUUCUACGCACCCGGAGAUGAAAGAAAUAUGAGCAUAAGGGUCCCGAACACCUUCGCCCAGACGAACCAGACAGGCGAGAUGGUAGCAAUCCUAGCUGCCAUAAAAAACAACAACCCAGGAAGUGACAUCGAAAUAGAAAGCGACUCUAAAUAUGCAAUAGAAACACUGACAAAAAACCUGGCAAACCUCGAAGACACAGGAUACAUUGGCAAAGCGAACAAGGAGCUAAUACAAAUUACUGUAGCAAAACUACGCACCAACAACAGAACGAGCCUCAAAUGGGUGAAGGGACACAACGGGCACGCAGGCAACGAAGCGGCAGACAGGCUAGCCGACGAAGGAGCCAAGAAACCGCUGAACGAAAGGGACGAGAUGAACGAAGAAAUACCCGCAAGAGUCAAACUCACCGGAGCGAAACUAUCAAAAAUGACACAAAGCCUUGCAUACAAGGCCAUCAGAGAAAUAGCCCUUCAGGCCACAAUGCGUAAGAACAGAGAGAGAACUGCUAAGAUGAUAGACACCAUACAAAACCACGUCGAAGAAGUGACAGAAGAGACCCCAACAGAAGAGAGGAUAUGGAAAGCCAUUAGGAACAAUGACUUCUCCAGGCAAAUAAGAUACUACUUAUGGAUGGUUGCCCACGACGCAUACUGCAUAGGGACACUAAACAUGAGCCACAUCCUCUCCAGAUGCGAGACACCCGGACAGGAGCAAAUAUGGGAACUGGCAAAAGAGCUCUGGACAAAAACAGGAAGAACAUGGACGCAACCAUGGAUCGGGAACAUAAUAGCAUGCGCACUCACCAAAACGAACAAGGAAAAAGGAGAACGCGACCCAGGAGGGGAUAGAUUAUGGCGCAUACUAAUCUCAGAGUCGGCCUAUUUAAUAUGGAAACUACGAUGCGAAAGGGUAAUACAAAACGAGAACGCAUCCUUCACGACCCAGGAAGUAACCAAUAGGUGGAUAGCCACAAUGAACGCCCGGCUAGACCUAGACAGGGAAAUGACAAAUGAAUGCCUGGGAAAACACAAGAUCCGAACCAAAGUCGUCCUUCAAACAUGGAAGGGCGCCCUCGACGGAGAAGAAAACCUGCCGAGGAACUGGACAAAACUAAACGGGGUUUUUAGUGGGUAUUAA
Pleurotus ostreatus (oyster mushroom) is the source of this 2136-nucleotide messenger RNA. RefSeq lists its product as uncharacterized. Gene Ontology annotation, biological process: DNA replication, removal of RNA primer. Gene Ontology annotation, molecular function: nucleic acid binding; RNA-DNA hybrid ribonuclease activity. NCBI's taxonomy places the organism in Eukaryota, Fungi, Basidiomycota, Agaricomycetes, Agaricales, Pleurotaceae. Bases 1 to 2136 code for a protein of 711 amino acids. The record is from RefSeq and is a predicted model, not a curated record. The transcript has a single exon.